CUGUGUAAAGUUUUGGUAGACCAUGGAGCUGCGGUCAACCAUAGAAGUGGAGAAGGUAGAACACCACUGAUGAUGGCAGCUUCUCAAAAAGAUUCUGUGAGCCUGCUACAGAUGUUGUUAGAGAAUGGUGCAGAUAUUAACGACAUUGAUCACAAAGGCAAUACUGUCCUCAUGAAUGCUGUCAUGAGCCAGAAUU
Molecule: messenger RNA, 196 nt
Organism: Candidula unifasciata
Lineage: Eukaryota; Metazoa; Mollusca; Gastropoda; Stylommatophora; Geomitridae
Source: the annotation of a GenBank genome assembly